AUGAGUGAUCAAAAUCAGAUGCCUAAGAAGCAGGUUUUCAUUCAAUUAGAAGGAAGUGACAAUGAAGAUGAUGAUAAUAACGAGCAAUAGAGUCCUGAUCAAAAUCGUAGAUCAUUUAGCCCUGAUCAAGUUGUGGAUUAACACAGUUAAAAUAAUGAGGAGUAUCAUUAAAAUGAAGUAAAUGAAGAUGAUGCUGAGAUGUUCGAAAGACUUAUGUAGGAGAUCUUGGAGAGACAAGAAGUGAUUAUAAACUAUAUGGGAUCAGACUAGAAUAUGCCCAUAAUAGACUCAAACUAGAAUGUAAAAACUGAAUUUAAAUACCCAUCACCUUACAUCAUAAUUAUUGUGGCUACUUACUUAACAAAUUUCUCUUAUAGAACUUUCAAGACUUAUCACUAGAAGCAAGGCAAUAGACAAGUCGAGGAGCAAUUAUAAAUUGAGCGAGAAAAAUUGUAAUAACAGUUAAGACUUCAGGCUAAUGACAAUAAGGAACUUCAAAUGAAGAUAAAAAAGCUAAAUAAAGAUGUUGAGGACUUGCAGAAGUCUAAACUUGCUUAGUCAAUCAAUAAUGAAAGCACAUAGAUGGAAUACUCAAACAAUCUCAUUGAGCAGUUGCAGUAGAAGAUAGGUGAUUUGCAAAAGGAGAUGCGUCAGUAGUCGGAUAUAAUAAAGUAUCAGCAAACAAACCUAAAUGAUGUGGAGAGAGAAUUAUAAUAGUAAGUAGCAGCAAAUGAGCAGCUUAAAUAGCAGAAUGAUGCAAAUAGAAAAUCAAUUUCUAAGCAGAGAAGACCAACAUAAGAGGAAAUGUAGGUCAUGCAUGCUGUUCAAAAUCAAGAGUUGAAUAGACAGUUGGAAGAGAAGGAUCUCAUAAUAUAGACUCUCUAAGAUAGAAUAAAAUUGUUAUUGGGAAAUGCAUAGGUUUAAAUGAAUAUGUAUACUAAGGAUAUGCAUAUUCGGAAUUUCACUUACCACUAGCCUUUCUCUCCUUCACCAUAGAAAAAGAACAAUUUCAAUUCCAAUUCAAGCAAAAAGGCUAAACCCCCGAAAAAGUAAUAGACGCUGCACAUUCCUUAAAAGGCAGUUGAUGCCAACCUAGAAUAAAAGGAUGUUAUCCUUAAGGGAGUUAACUAGGCACAGAUCAUUGAGGAACUUCUUAAGAAGAAGGGUGGAAUAAACCAGAUAGGAAGUACUGAUAACCUACGAUAAUCAGAUUUGUUUAUUAAAUUGGAUUUGCUGAAUCAAGACUAUGUAGCACUUAUUAAGAAAUUCCAAGAAUUAUAAAAAGACAAUGUAUACCUCAUGAAGCUAAUUGAUGAUCUAACUAAGAAUAAUGAUUUGAUAGAUCAAGAUUUCAGACUAUUGUUUAAAUAAGUAAAUGAUCUUAAGACUACUAAACCACAAGACUCUUAAUAAAAGCCGGAUAGAUCUAAGAAGGAAACUAGCUUUUUUGUAUCAUAAGAUAUUGAAGAUAUCGAUUAACUUUUGGAAUACAUUUACAUACUAUUCGAGGAAUAACAAUAUUACCAAGCUAGUAGGCUUUGGAAUAAAGUAGACUAUAAAAACUUCUUAGCAGCCAGAUUCGCAAGAAACAUAGACUGUCUUAAGAUUGUAAUCAAACUUAAAGAUGAAUAGAUAACUGAGCUUUUGAAAUAAGGCUAUAUGUACAAGGAUCCAGGUGAAAUAAUUGGAGAGGACAAGAUAAAUGAGAUAGUUUAUAAGCAUUUCAAGGAGAGAGAUGAUAUGAUUGGAGAUCUGUAAAAAUAAAACAAAGACUUACUAGGUAAGAACCGUGAGCUCGGUGAUUAAUUAGAUAAACUACAGACUAAGAUCGAAUUGAUUGUAGGCGAAAGAGAUUUUGAAAGGAAAAAAGCGGAGAAAUCUAGGAAAGAAGUAGAUGAUUUAGCAAAAGAACUAAAGACAUAUAAAGAAGUUGUUCUUGUGGAAUUAUAAGAUAAGUAUGAGAAGGAGAUAGGUUCUCUAAUGGCUGAGAUAAGAAUGCUUAAAAAGCAAUUAGCUAAAAUGCAAAAUGAUCUGGCAUUGGCUUAGGAGAAUCCAAUAACUGAAAAAAGUGCAGAUAGUGGAGAGAUGCGAAUCGACGAGCUCGAGGACAUUUCAAACUUGCUGAAGAAUCGAAGAUCAAACAACUUUAAAGAUGAAAAUUGGGAUGAAUUGGAUGAUGAUGAAAUUGAGAAACGAUUAAGAAUGUUGUAUGCUUAGUUUUUCAGCAAUGAUUACAAGCAUAGCUAAGAUAAAAUUAGGAAUAAAAACUAGGUUUUCAAAUAGCUGUUCCAAAUCUGCUUGAAUGAUUUAUAAACUCUAAGAGAUCAUAUCAAAGCUCUUAAAAAAGAAAAUACUGAUAGUCUGAACAAGAUCAAAGAACUUAGAAAGGAUUAUGAAAGCCUGAGAAAAGAGCUUGAGUCAUCACAUAAAUACUCAGUUAAGUUGAUUAAUAGAAUGUAAAGCAUGAACAACUAGUAGGAAGAAAUCAAUAAAGAUGAUUUGCAAAAACUUAAAGUUCUUUAACUUCUUAAGUUGAUAGGAUAACUUCUGGAUGAUUUAGAUGAGAAAAACAAUAAACUCUAAGAUUUUAAGAUAAAAAGAACUGAAUCUGAUUUUGAAGCUGACAUGGAUAAACUUUCAAGAGAUGAUGCUCUCAAGCUAUUAAGAGAACUAUCUUAGGAAAAUGAAGCAUUGAUCUCAAGAUCAUAAUCUCUAAACGAUCAAAUAAUUGAGAUAAUAGGUAAAAUAAAAUAGUCCGAGGAGUAAAAUCAGAUACUCGAGAAUGAAAACGACAAAUUGAUAGAAUAAUAUAACAAAAUAGUUAAGAAGUAUAAUGAGAUGGACAAAAAAGGAUAGUUAUGUCCAUAAUGUUUGAAUAAUAAUAAUGUUAAGGAAAGUAAGCCAAGAAAAACUCCAAUUGAAAUUUAUGAAGUAGUUCAUUCCCCACCCUAAUAGCAAAUUUAGUAGGUCUAAGAACCUCCCAAGAAAUAGUUGUAGUCAAAAUUUACAGCAACUCAUCAGCCCUAGUUGUCUUAAUUUAGUUUCUCGAGAGAGAACCCUUCAAGAUUCUAAAACAUUGCACCAUAAAACCAAAAUAGAACUUAGACAUCAUUAACACCGCAGCAGAAAUCUGCUGAGUAUUUCAUUGCAAAAGAUGGCUAUUAGGAAUUUGAUUAACCCUCUGAAUUUACAGAAGCAAAGAUUCAUAAGAAAAUAGUCGCAUUAAGACACUUUAACCUUUAAAAUUUCAAUAGAACAAUGGGUCCCGAAGAAAGAGGAAGAAUUUAUUGA
This is a messenger RNA of Stylonychia lemnae, 3291 nucleotides long. The record is from the annotation of a GenBank genome assembly. NCBI's taxonomy places the organism in Eukaryota, Ciliophora, Spirotrichea, Sporadotrichida, Oxytrichidae.